AAAGAGAAGGAAUGUCUUUCACUCUCUCAUGCUUUCUCCUCUCCCCUCUCCCAAGCACAUCUGAGUUGCUGCCUGGACUUCAUGCUUAGCUCCAAACUCAUGAAAAAUUGCCAAGUAUAAAAGCUUCUCAAGAAUCAGAUGGAUUCUAGGGUGUCUUCACCUGAGAAGCAGGAUAAAGAGAACUUCGUGGCAUUUCCAUUACCUAAUGGAGCUGAGCCUCAUGUGCACAUGUAAUGAUGCAAGGGCUUGAUGGAACUCUAGAGGCGAGCUUGUAGGUGUCAACAGUAAACGGCUUGGUGUAUGUGGCUGGCUCCUGUUUUCCCUCUCUUUCCUGUUGGUGAUCAUUACCUUCCCCAUCUCCAUAUGGAUGUGCUUAAAGAUCAUUAAGGAGUAUGAACGUGCUGUAGUAUUCCGUCUGGGACGCAUCCAAGCUGACAAAGCCAAGGGGCCAGGGUUGAUCCUGGUUCUGCCAUGCAUAGAUGUGUUUGUCAAAGUUGACCUCCGAACAAUUACUUGCAACAUUCCUCCACAAGAGAUUCUUACCAGAGACUCCGUGACUACUCAGGUAGAUGGAGUUGUCUAUUACAGAAUCUAUAGUGCUGUCUCGGCAGUGGCUAACGUCAAUGAUGUCCAUCAAGCAACAUUUCUGCUGGCUCAAACCACUCUGAGGAAUGUCUUAGGGACACAGACCUUGUCCCAGAUUUUAGCUGGACGAGAAGAGAUUGCCCAUAGCAUCCAGACUUUACUUGAUGAUGCCACCGACCUGUGGGGAAUCCGGGUGGCCCGAGUGGAAAUCAAAGAUGUUCGGAUUCCCGUGCAGUUGCAGAGAUCCAUGGCAGCUGAGGCUGAGGCCACCCGGGAAGCCAGAGCCAAGGUCCUUGCAGCUGAAGGAGAAAUGAAUGCUUCCAAAUCCCUGAAAUCAGCCUCCAUGGUGCUGGCUGAGUCUCCCAUAGCUCUCCAGCUGCGCUACCUGCAGACCUUGAGCACAGUAGCCACCGAGAAGAAUUCUACAAUUGUGUUUCCGCUGCCCAUGAAUAUACUAGAGGGCAUUGGUGGGGUCAGCUAUGAUAACCACAAGAAGCUUCCAAAUAAAGCCCGAGGUCCUCUUGCUACCGGUAGCCAGUUAUUGCAUAGAGAGUGGUAUCUAUUCCUACGGAGAAGCCAGCAGUUAGAAACGGAGAGAAUUCCAACACUAUUCAUGUAACAGUAACUCCA
Molecule: messenger RNA, 1215 nt
Organism: Rhinopithecus roxellana (golden snub-nosed monkey)
Lineage: Eukaryota; Metazoa; Chordata; Mammalia; Primates; Cercopithecidae
Gene: STOML3
Product: stomatin like 3
Exons: 8
Coding region: 368-1204 (278 amino acids)
Cellular component (GO): plasma membrane
Source: RefSeq, a predicted model, not a curated record